This is a messenger RNA of Colossoma macropomum (tambaqui), 1462 nucleotides long. RefSeq lists its product as uncharacterized. Bases 111 to 1007 code for a protein of 298 amino acids. The transcript has 4 exons. NCBI's taxonomy places the organism in Eukaryota, Metazoa, Chordata, Actinopteri, Characiformes, Serrasalmidae. The record is from RefSeq and is a predicted model, not a curated record.
UGAGGGCGACGCCAUUUUUGCUGUAGGGAAACAGCGUAAGCACACUUUUUCCAAGAGCCCUAGCUCGGCUAGCUCUUUUUCCUUUAUGAUUAAAUACUCACGGAUAAAUCAUGGCCAGCGCUUCAUAUACGUAUAAACUGACUGACGAGGAUAUCAAGAACCUGAUUCGCCUGCGAACAACGAACGCGGCCCUUUUUACCAGGAGGAGAAAUGCGGCUAAAACAGCUUGGAGUGCAAUUCUCAGGGAGUUGGGUUUGGAGGACAAGGUAACAGUAGACCAGAUUGCCAAGAAAUGGGAAAACUUGAAGAUGAAGUACAAGGAAAUAAAAUUUCCUCCCCCUGGCAUGGAGGAGGCAGCGAGGACGUCCCAUUGGAGAUGGUUUAAAAUGCUGGACGAAGCCUUAAAGGAGGAGAUAACUGAGACGAGCUACCACUCAUUGCCGUCCUCUGUGAGUGACGAUGACUGUGGGCCACAGGCCAGCAAGAGGAUAUGUCAGGUCAAAGUAGGAGGUGACAUUUUAGAACUGCUGGUGGAUGAUGAAGGUAUAUCAGGGGCCCCCGACUCAGGAUCCACUCCACUGAAUCAAGAGAGACUGCUGGGAGAUGAGACCCCUACACAGCUGUCCGGCCUGAACAUUGAGAAAGUCAAACUGACCAGAGAGCGGCAGCUUCUCGAGAAGGAGCACGCGGAGCUGGACCGGGAGAGACUGGUGUUAGAGAGAGAAAAGGAUCUGGCAGAGAGGGAAAAGAUAGCGCUUCAGAGAGACAGAGUGCAGUUAGAGAAGGACAGGGCCGCAGUGGACAGGGACAGAGCGUCGUUGGACCAGGAUAGAGCCCGGUUAGAAAAAGACAGGGCUGCAUUAGAGAGGGAUAAGGCGGCUCUUGUGAGAGACAGAGAGAGUCUGAAUGCCUCAGUGCAAGGGAAAAACUCCCCUCUAGACACGCCACAUGAGAAGAACAGAGAGAAAUUAAUCCUCUUAAUUGAGCGACUGAUUGAUAAGUUUUGAACAGAAAUAAGCUUUGUUGGUUUAAACCUGUUCACUUCAGUACUAUUUUAUAACAGGCCUUUUUUCACUCAAGUGAAUCUUUCCCAAAUAAAGCUUAGGCUGACACAAAUGUCCAGAUAUAAAUCAGAUUUGCAUCACGUGCAAAAAAGUUUGCAUCUUUAGUUUUGCAUUGGAGAUAUAUGAGGCUAGUGUAGCUAACAAGUAAUGUAAGGUUUAAAAGAUUUUGGGUGACAUAGAUUUCUAUUACAUUUGCCUAUUAAAGAGGUCGGCAACAGAGGUAGGUUCUUUACUGCCCUGUUGCGGGUCCUACAGCAGAAUUAGAUUUAGGUUAAAAUAAUGACGAUAUGGCCUAGCUAGCUAGUAGCUAACGAAAAGACAAAAAUAAAGAUUUAAAAUAAACAUCGAUAAUUUGGAGACAAAUGUUCUUAUUUUCACUUAUAAUCAUUCCAGCUGGU